AUUUUGUAUUUGUUCCAUUCUAAACUUCUCCAUGUACUAACAAAACAUGUUCGUAGAAAUGUUUCAGCUUCUAUUCACAAUCGUAUCAAUCGAAACCGUCCUGAUUUUAACACUCGGGUUCGGGACACCAGCGAGAAGAGUGGUAGUAAAAUUGCUAGACAUAUCAAAGCAAGGUCGGGGACCACUGGUCGCGAAAACGGUCGCAGCCACUAUGCUUGUAUUGUUUGGCUCGGUUAUGUACAGCACGAUUCAAAUCAACACAAGGGUCUCCGAAUCUGGUGGUGUAGCAAACUCGACCGAUCAAGUCAUGUUUGCAAAUCGCCUCCUCGAAGCUUUCCUCAUGGGGACAAUCUUGUUCUUGGCAAUGGUUAUAGACAGAAUGCAUUAUUACACAAGAGAGCUUCAAAUCACAAGAAGAAACUUGGAGAUUGCUGUUAAGACGAAGAGCAAAACUGGAGCUUAAUUAAAAAGCCAAAUUUAGCAUCUAAAAAACUGUAAAAUAUGUGAAUAUUAAUUAAUACAUUAUAAAAAAAAAAGUCACACUCGUGUUACUU
Molecule: messenger RNA, 554 nt
Organism: Camelina sativa (false flax)
Lineage: Eukaryota; Viridiplantae; Streptophyta; Magnoliopsida; Brassicales; Brassicaceae
Biological process (GO): intracellular protein transport; endoplasmic reticulum to Golgi vesicle-mediated transport
Cellular component (GO): endoplasmic reticulum; endoplasmic reticulum membrane
Source: RefSeq, a predicted model, not a curated record